Messenger RNA from Oikopleura dioica, 762 nucleotides. The record is from the annotation of a GenBank genome assembly. NCBI's taxonomy places the organism in Eukaryota, Metazoa, Chordata, Appendicularia, Copelata, Oikopleuridae.
AUGGAAGAGUACGAUCCGAGGAAGCUGGAGGAUGAGAUUAGUGGAUUGCAUCAUUUCGACGAGAAAACAGAUGAGUCCCAAGAAGAUGAAUUCGUCCAGCUCACCCCAAUUGUUCCGAGCUCUUCCCCGAUGGACAUGGGCUCGACUUCAGAUCUGAAUCGAAACCCUUCUAAACGCAGGCUGCCAGAGAAAGAAGAAUUCUCUGACCUUGACGAAACCUUCAGAGUGAUCAUCGGCCUUAGUCAAAAUGGCAAGAAAGUGACAGUCCAGCGCCCGGGAACUGGGCAACUCUUACAGGUUGACCUUGGUCAGCUCGAACAGUUUUUGGAAUUCUACGGAAGGCCAGUGGAUUCCUCUCCACUUCGCAAUGGAAAAAUUAGCAAAAUCAUCGAAAAUUUGAUAAAUGGUCAUACGGUCGAACAAGUCACAGAUCAAGAAGUCGCCUAUCUCGUCGAAAGUGUCGAGCGAAUAGAGACUGUCCCCAAACGGGGAAAAGGAACUGGCAGAUUCAAGUGCAAAAUUUGCCCUCAUCUUUUUCCGGAAAGCAGUGGCCACGGGCUCAGCAACAAAGAGUCGCUAACGCGCCAUUACAAAUUUCAUUUGAAACAUCAUAUCGGAGAGUGGAAAUGCAGCCUCUGCGAGCAUAAACACUUCCGCAUCGACAAUGUUACUCACCAUAUAAAACGAAUUCACGGAGGAAAUGAGAAUGGACACCCGAUCAAGGUGGGAGACUCCCGAAUCAAGAAAGAGCCAUUAUUGUGA